GCGAUUUAUUAAGUAAAGAAGACGGCUCUUCUAACGAAGCCGCCCAUAAUCACAGUAGGAAAGACAUUUGUGUGAGGGACGUGAGGGCUAACCACGGUGCAGUUAAACAGCAACAUCCAAGUACCGUUGCUGCGCGCAGUUAGGGAUGCCUUCGCGGUCAAAAAGUGAAGGCGCGGAACGAGGCGGCGCGAAGGCGGCACCGCCAACUGCAAAUCGGCAAAGCAAAGGUUUCCAGGUACUCGUGCACGGUGUGCUGGAGGGUGCGGAGUGUGUCGAAGUUGGUGCGAUGUUUGCCCGCACCCAGCUUUUUUUCGGCUCCGACUGGUCCUUCCUGGAGAGCAGCGGGGGAUACGGCGAGGAUGUGGACGACGAGGAGGAAGGCGAUAUCGUGGUGCCGACCUACAGCAACGACGCGGAGGUGGUCACGCAGUUAUCAGACUGCUGCAAAGGCCCCAUCCCAUACUUCAGCUUCACCGCCCCAUUUGAGUUUGCGCUGACGAGCACGAACCCGUUCGGGUGGCCACAGCUGGUCAUCACCUUUCAUACGGUGGAGGGUGCGGGCGGGCACGUUGACAAGGAUGGCCACGAAAGCGACAAGCAGCUGCUCGGGAGUGGCGAGUCGAUCAUUGGCUACGGACGGUGCUACAUUCCGAUGAAAAGUGGCUAUUACACGAAGGACGUGCCCAUGAUGCAGCUGGAGAACGCGACCUCGCAGCAGGCCAUUAUUGGCUUGCUUACUCGCGAAAAGCCUGUGCUGCGCGAUCUUUCCUAUCUUUGCACGGGAGACGAUCAGGUGAUGCUGCGAGCGCGUCCGCUGGAAGGGUACGCGAGGGUAAACUUUUCUGUGAUGGUCAACGGCAUGGAGUCGUCUGGGUUUGAAGCGUAA
Messenger RNA from Leptomonas pyrrhocoris, 886 nucleotides. RefSeq lists its product as hypothetical. Gene Ontology annotation, cellular component: MKS complex. Gene Ontology annotation, biological process: cilium assembly. The record is from RefSeq and is a predicted model, not a curated record. The transcript has a single exon. NCBI's taxonomy places the organism in Eukaryota, Euglenozoa, Kinetoplastea, Trypanosomatida, Trypanosomatidae. The coding region runs from base 146 to 886 and encodes 246 amino acids.